Solanum stenotomum is the source of this 939-nucleotide messenger RNA. RefSeq lists its product as uncharacterized. The coding region runs from base 1 to 939 and encodes 312 amino acids. The transcript has 4 exons. Lineage: Eukaryota; Viridiplantae; Streptophyta; Magnoliopsida; Solanales; Solanaceae. The record is from RefSeq and is a predicted model, not a curated record.
AUGAGUGAGCCUAGCAUCAGACUCCAUCAGAUUCAAGGCUUGGUACAAAAGGAUUAUGGAUUAUAUGUUAGUAAAACAAGUUGUAGAAGAGCAAAAAUGAAAGUCAUGAAUGAGCAUAUGGGUGAUUUCAUAAAGGAAUUUGCUAGAUUGUAUGACUAUGCUGAGGAGUUGAAGUCUACAAAUCCAGGAACUACUGUGGUUGUUAGGACAUCCAAGAAUACAAUUCCUGGAAAAGAGGAUGGAAAUAAUCAGAUGUACCCUGUAGCAUGGGCAGUAGUUAAUAAAGAAUCCAAGGACACAUGGUCUUGGUUUAUCAAGUGCAUCCAACAUGAUUUGGAACUGACACAAACUGAAGGUGAAGGCCUAACAGUUAUGUCUGAUAUGCAGAAGGGUCUUAACCUAGCACUUGUUGAUUUAUUACCAAAUGCUGAGAUUAGAUGGUGUGCUAGACAUAUAUGGGCCAACUGGAAGAAGGUAUGGAGUGGUGAAGAAAGGAGGAAGAAGUUUUGGCAGGUUGCCAGGGCUCCAUUUGAAGUUCAUUUACAAUCAAAACUUGAUGAAAUGAGUCUGUUGGGAGAAGGUAUUGUGGAAGCUUUGUUAAAGUACAACAAAAAUGCAUGGUGUAGGGCAUUAUUCAAGGACCAUAGCAAGUGUGACAUAGUUGAGAAUAAUAUGUGUGAGACAUUUAAUAGUUGGAUCUUGGCAGCUAGAUUCAAAUCAAUCAUCACAAUGUUAGAGGAAAUUAGAGUCAAAGUCAUGGAAAGAAUGACUCAAAUGAGGGAGUUUUCUGAAAAAUGGAUAACUGAUGUGUCACUUAUGGCUAUGCAAAUUCUUACUGACAAUGCUGAACAUGCAGCCAUAUGUGAAGUCAUGGCAACUGAAGGGGAUUCCUUGUGCACAUGCAAUUACUACAAUGCAUUACAAGGAUCUAGAUAUUGA